AUGAUUGAGACAACAUUAAAUUUAGAUGUGCCAAAGGUAGUCCUUAUUACUAGAGAAAACUUCAUAAAAAUUUUAAGAGUUAUCAAACAGAAUAAAAAGGAAGUUGCAAUCAAUGAUGAUAAGGGACCUAGUAAUUCAUCAACAGAAAUAGUCAUUCAAGAAAGUGCACAAAAUUCUAGCUUUGAUGUUAAGGCAGAUAGUACUUUUUUAUUGAUAAAUAAUCAAAACUCUAAUGAUUCUGGCAAUCCCAUAUCCAUACCUUCAAGCCUUAAAGAAAAAAAAAAAUUGAUACAACAUGCUGACUCUCUUUUAGAUGAAUAUUCUAACUUUGAUGAAGAAAAUGAUGAGCAGAAGUUUGAUGCAGCUUUAACUUUAUUGCAUAAGGCCAUGCAUAGUUCUCUGCAAAGUAUUAACAAAGCAUUGAACCAAUUGUUAGUUACCAAUAAUGUUCAAGAAAAUACUAAACGAAUGGAAUAUUCUCUAUCUGAAUCAUCUGAUGCUGAUCUUAAUGCAAGUGGUGGGCUUCAAAGUUCUAAUAAGAUAGUGAACUUUUCACAAACAUCAAAUGAUCCAGAGUUUGAUCCUGAUGUUGGAGAAGCAAACGUGUCUAAAAUUGCAGAAAGAAAUAAAAAUGAAAUGCUUGCAAUUUCAUCAAUUAUUGACAAUCAACAAAAGCUAUCUACUUCAUUGUUAAAUAUUAAUGAACAAAAUCAAUCUGAUAAAUUAAUGGAUUUUCAGGCUGAAGAUAAUGAUACACAACCUGAUUCGGAUUUAGAUGAACAACCUGAUUCGAAUUUAGAUGAUGAAAUUGAUGAACAAAAAA
Messenger RNA from Cetraspora pellucida, 823 nucleotides. The record is from the annotation of a GenBank genome assembly. Lineage: Eukaryota; Fungi; Glomeromycota; Glomeromycetes; Diversisporales; Gigasporaceae.